Messenger RNA from Emericellopsis cladophorae, 1116 nucleotides. RefSeq lists its product as uncharacterized. The record is from RefSeq and is a predicted model, not a curated record. NCBI's taxonomy places the organism in Eukaryota, Fungi, Ascomycota, Sordariomycetes, Hypocreales, Bionectriaceae. The coding region runs from base 1 to 1116 and encodes 371 amino acids. The transcript has 5 exons.
AUGGGGGCCCAAGAUGCACAGCAGCAGUCGGACAAUAAUAGGUCAAACCUAGAACGGACUUCUUCCGCCGACACCUCGUCCUCAUUGCCGCCGCAGCUAGAGACCGUCCCACAGGCAGCUCAGCGCAAGCUUUUUUCAUCCAAAUUCCCCUUUAUGCGAACCUCUACGAGCUCGACGACCAAGGACGACCACAAUGUUGAUCCCAGUGACCCGGCUCCAGGCGCCCGCGCCCUGGCAAGCGCUCUGCAACAGCAGAAGACUACACGGCUCACAUCGCCGGGCAUUCCAGCAAGCCAAGUCGCCUUUGGGAUACAGUGGACUCUCAGCUGCGCCAUUACCGCCGGUGAAGGUCGAGGUGUCUGGAGCUGGGCGUGGGACAUUGGCAAGACACCAUACGCGCCGCCAGAACUCGAGGAUGACCCAACGUUGCCUAUUCCCUCUUCUCACUCCUCUGCGCAUAUCAGCUUCGACGACGUCAAUCCGAAAGCCGGUCGCAACAUGGCUAUGAGCACGCUGCCGCCACUCGAGCCUCAAUGGACUCAGGCUGUUGAGCUCAUAGACGCUGCUCACGCCCAGGACCCUAACGUCAUUCUGGCGACCGGGGCCGCAAAACCCCUCCCGUAUGAGCUACACUAUGCGUCGAAGAUGACUAGCUGGUUGGCGAAAAGGGCGCCCCAGGCGUCACCCACGCUUCAGCUUACGAAGACCAGGUGGGAGCUUCCGAGGAGCAGCUUCCCGAUGGGUCGCUCAGGCUAUCUGACCUGGCGCUCGAAACAAAAAUCGCAAGCUUCAGCGCAAGUAUUUGACCUUUUGGGCACACCUUCUAUCACGCCAGCCAUCUCAGAAGCAGACAAAGAACGCGUUGCAUUGCUUGUCCGAAAGGGCAAUUUGACGACAGAUGAUGAAACGCAAAUCCUAGAAGACGUCGCAUGCCUGGUUUUUCUCGAUGAUCAAUUUGACGACUUCGAAAGGAAGGCGGAUCUGGACGAAGAGAAGAUGAUCAACAUUCUGAGGAAGACUUGGGGUAAAAUGAGCGAGAGCGGUCGACAGCUGGCGCUUGGCAUGGAGCUGAGUGAAAAGGCCAAAACAUUGAUAGGGAAAGCUCUACAGUCUUGA